Messenger RNA from Hyaloscypha bicolor E, 423 nucleotides. RefSeq lists its product as uncharacterized. The record is from RefSeq and is a predicted model, not a curated record. The annotation marks the transcript as partial. The transcript has a single exon. Lineage: Eukaryota; Fungi; Ascomycota; Leotiomycetes; Helotiales; Hyaloscyphaceae.
AUGAACGACCGCGCCAGUAAAGCCCUGGCAGAGGCUUCCCUGCCGGGAGAGCCUCGAACAUAUGAUGCCACAUCCAAACGUAGUGGAGUUCCUCUGAGUACCCUUUAUCAUCGCGAUCAUGGGCGGCCCUCUAGAGAAGAGAAGGCCCAAGGCCAACAGUAUCUCACUCCGCCGGAGGAGAAAGCCCUCGAAAAGUAUUUGAAACUAAUGGCUGACCUCGGGAAUCCUGUGCGAAUCAAGUGUCUACCAUCCCUCGCCUUUUGUAUCGCCCGCCGGCGUUCCACGAUAAAGAAAGCGGCCAAGCCUCCGAAUAAGAACUGGGCUCAAGCUUUCCAGAAGCGUCAUCCAGCACUCAAAUCACGACGAGUGAGGGCGAUGGCCUGGGAACGCCACGAGAAUAGUAUCUAUAACAAGAUUAUACAU